AUGAGUUUAACAACAAUUAUUUUUGACAAUGGUGGCCAUAAUAUGAAGAUAGGUACGAUAGACUCAGAGUCCCCUAGAUUAGUUCCAAACAGUAUUGUGAAAGCGAAACAUGAAAAGAAGCGGGUUUUUGUUGCACACGAGCAAGAAGAAUGUUCGGACAAGUUUUCGCUAUUCUAUGUGCGACCAAUUGAAAGAGGAUAUGUGGUGAAUUGGGAUACACAACAGCAAAUCUGGGAGAAAACGUUCGGAUCUAUGGAUGUGGAGGCGUCUACUUCUCGAAUUGCACUCACAGAUAAUAACUAUCUAAUCCCAGCUCUUCCUGAUGUCUCUAGUGAAAUAUUGUUUGAUUAUUUCGGCUUCACAGAGGUACACAAAACGUCUGCUUCGACUUUGGUGGCAAAACAUUCAAAUAAAAUCAACAACGAAAAGUGUGCAGUUGUUGUGGAUUCCGGGUUUUCAUGGACUACGGUAGCUUCAUUUGUGAAUGGAAUGCUUAUUCAGGAUAGUGUUAUAAGGAUCGAUGUUGGUGGAAAAGCGUUAACAAAUAAAUUGAAGGACUGGGUAUCUUACCGACAAUUGAAUGUUAGCGAAGAAACAUACGUUAUCAACGAAUGUAAAGAGGAUCUUUGCUUCGUCUCACAAAAUUUUGAUGAGAGCAUGAAAGAGGCUAGGAAUCGAUUUCAAGAAAAUACAACAAUGAAACGAUAUAUUAUGCCGGAUUUCCACUCGACAUUCCGAGGUGUAGUGAAAGACGUUAAAGAGCCACACGAUCCACAAAUUCCUUCAAUUCAUUUGGGAGUUGAGAGAUUCGCCAUUCCGGAAAUCUUAUUCAAUCCCUCGGAUAUUGAUAUUGAUCAAUGUGGUGUCGCAGAAGCUGUUAUCGAGAGUAUUUGUCAAUGUCCAGAAGCAUUACGGCCUGCUCUGGCAGAAAAUAUCAUCGUGAUUGGCGGAUCGUCGUGCUUCCCAGGAUUUCGUGAACGCCUGGAACGAGAAGUUCGAUCAAUGCUGCCAGCAGAAUAUGGAUUGAAUGUUUCAAAUGACGUAAUAAACCCACAAACUCAUUCCUGGCAUUGUGGUCAAGAGCUUCUCACUGCUUCUAAAGUUCCAUGGAUCAACCGAAAAGAUUGGGACGAACGAGGAGACUCGUUGGAGUUCUCUAACUUUUUCCAGACUCUUGUGCAAUCCGAUGAACUGAAGGGAACUCGUAAUUUCGAUGAUCAGAGGGAGAAAUCCCCAAAGGAAGAUGAAGAUUUCUGAACUGAUCUCUUAUCACUUUAAAAUAAACAUGUUU
This is a messenger RNA of Caenorhabditis elegans, 1291 nucleotides long. It is a transcript of the gene arp-6, whose product is annotated as Actin-like protein C08B11.6. Gene Ontology annotation, cellular component: nucleus; cytoskeleton. The coding region runs from base 1 to 1257 and encodes 418 amino acids. The transcript has 5 exons. The record is from RefSeq and is marked reviewed. NCBI's taxonomy places the organism in Eukaryota, Metazoa, Nematoda, Chromadorea, Rhabditida, Rhabditidae.